Bathycoccus prasinos is the source of this 1587-nucleotide messenger RNA. RefSeq lists its product with no specific name. Lineage: Eukaryota; Viridiplantae; Chlorophyta; Mamiellophyceae; Mamiellales; Bathycoccaceae. Gene Ontology annotation, biological process: lipid metabolic process. Bases 1 to 1587 code for a protein of 528 amino acids. Gene Ontology annotation, cellular component: membrane. The record is from RefSeq and is a predicted model, not a curated record. Gene Ontology annotation, molecular function: heme binding; oxidoreductase activity, acting on paired donors, with oxidation of a pair of donors resulting in the reduction of molecular oxygen to two molecules of water. The transcript has a single exon.
AUGACGACGACGACGACGACCACAACGACCGAGAGAAAACAAAACUUGAGCAGAUCGUUCCCUUCCUUCGCGAAGAAGAAGUCAAACGAGACGAAAAACGACGAUUCGAACAAAACAUCGUUCACCCGAGAUGACGUCGCGAAACACAAUCGCUCGAACGAUUGUUGGGUCAUCGUCCACGAUCGCGCGUACGACGUGACGAAAUUCGUCCCGAAACAUCCCGGGGGGAACAUGAUUCACGUCAACGCGGGCGGGGAGUGCACGGCGCUCUUUGAGUCCUACCAUCCGCUGAAAGCGAGGAAGGUGCUGGAGAAAUUUUAUGUCGGAGACGUGGUGGGUGAUGAGGAAAAGGAGGAAGAAGACGAACGCGGAGCGAGGAGAAGAACGACUUCGAUUUCGACGACGACGACGUCGACGAAGGAAAACAAACAGAAGUCAAAAUCUGAAAUGAAAGCACCAAAGUACAGAUCGAACGGCGAAGAGGACGAGUUUCAUUACGAGUGCAAACGAGCGGCGGAGAAAUACUUUAAAGAGAACGCGUUAGACCCGAGAGAACAUCCGGAAAUGUGGGCAAAGUCGGUCGCGAUUUUAUCCGGAGUCGUUUUGUUUCAUUACUUAUCGUUUUUUAGCGCAAACGUGGCGUUUUUCCCGUUGGCGUGCGUGUUUGCGGUGUUGCACGGAGUGUGUAAAGCUGAAGUUGGGGUGUCUAUUCAGCACGACGCCAAUCACGGGGCGUAUUCGAAGAAUAAGAAAGUUUUGCACGCGAUGCAGUUGACGUUGGACAUCGUCGGCGCGAGUUCGUUCAUGUGGAAACAGCAACACGUGGUUGGACAUCACGCGUUUACGAACGUAGAAGAUAUCGAUCCAGACAUUCGAUGCGACGAGAAGAACGACGUGAGACGAGUGAAUUACAUGCAACCGCACGCGUUUUUCCACAAGGCGCAACACGUGUAUUUAGCGCUCAUGUACGGAUUGUUGUCGUUUAAAUCGUGCUUUUUCGACGACUUCUCCGCGAGAAAGAACAAUAAAAUCGGAUGGGUCACGGUCCCGAAAUUCGAACGACGAGAAGCCGUCGAGUUUUGGGGAUCCAAAGCCGUCUGGGCGUUUUACUACCUCUACUUGCCCUUCAAGUACUCCCCGCACAACGACUCGUACGCGAAGCUCUUCGCGUUGUGGACGCUGACUGAAUUCACCACCGGUUGGCUCCUCGCGUUCAUGUUCCAAGUCGCUCACGUCACUCCAGACGUGGAAUUUUUCAAAGUGGACGAAAAAACUGGCGUCAUUAGCUCGAACAAAUCUUGGGCGGAAGCGCAACUCGCCUCAUCGGCGGAUUUCGCGCACGGGAGCAAAUUCUGGACCCACUUCUCCGGCGGAUUAAACUACCAAGUCAUCCACCACCUCUUCCCUGGCGUUUGCCACGUCCACUACCCGCAAUUAGCGCCGCUCGUCAUGGACGUGUGCAAAAAACGAGGAUUGGAAUACGUCGUUUACCCGACGUUUUGGGCCGCUUUGCGAGCGCACUUUCGCCACUUAAAAAACGUCGGCGGCGGAGCCUUCAAAGUGCCGAGUCUUCACACCGUAGGUUAA